AUGGCGCCGACCGCGACUACCCCGACCAGCAGCGGCACGCCAACGGCAAUACCGAUCAUCACCACGCCUACCCCCUCAGACGGCUUCAAUGGCGAAGACUUCAUCAACAAUCUCGGCAGCGAUUUGGCGCCUCUCUUGACGCUUUUCGGAGAGCAAGUCACGAAACAGUUUCUCAGCAUGUCGCUUGGCUGGGCCGAUCAUAUACUUCUCGCUGUCGGUCCGCUGGGAAUAAUCACCACGGUAGUUUCCGCGAUUCGAGUCUCAAACGUCAGAGUUUUGAAGGCUAUCAUCGGCCGUGCGCGAGAGAAGAUCGCGACAGCGGAGCUGGAGCUGCUCUCAUCGACUUCAGAUGCCACUUCAGAGCUUUGGACGGAGGAAGGAGUCGUGCGUCAAGCGGGUCAUGCUAAGAUCCUCGAGAUGGUCGUCUAUAAAUGCAAGCCGAUCUCAAAUCAGGCUGAAAUUGGACUUGAAGAUCCUAGUCAAAAUUACAUCGGCGAUCUGAGUGACGUGUACAAAAGAGGAGUCCUCAUAUCUGACGCACAAGGCGAUUCAGAGACGGACAACGAAAUGCUCGCUAAAAGGCUUACCUAUCAGCCACCAAAUCUCACACUCAACGUUCACGGUGCCCUUCCAGGGAGCGGAGAAUUAUGGGCAUUUGCAAUGGUGGGCGUGCCAGCAGAUUACGGCGCUUUUGAGUUGCUUACAGGCUUCAUGGAUGCACUGUGGCGAGGUAUGAAUCUGAAGUAUCAUGAAGAACGCAGGCAUUGGUAUGCGGAACGGAACAUGAGUGACAAGGUCAUAGAUACUGAUAAGGUUGUGAGGCAUCUUAUCGGAUCUGGGCUGGUGAGCAGCGAGAUAGAUGCGAAAGUUUUGGUCUUUUCAUCGCUUGCGCGAUGCACAGUAUGGAAGAAUCCACCAGAUCCAGAUGAGCCUACUAUUACAACCGAUCAGGAUCUCGACUCUUCUUCACCGAGUAUUCCCGGCACUCAAGAUGAGCGUCUGCAACGAGAAGAAUCAAAACGCAACACCUCUGGAAAAGCGGAAGCAGAUGAAAGUCCGCGAGACAACGCUGAAACCCCAGGCGAACCCGAACACCGACCCAUUUCUGCACCGGGUAUACCAACAACCAGCAUAUCUGAAGCCGUACAAGCAGCAGAGAGCUCAAGAACCGACUCUAUAGCUCCGGAAGGUUCUGUGCACCAGCCUAAUUCUACACAGAACGGACCCGUACCUAGUCUCUCUGCGGUCGUUCAAGAAGGACAUAGCUCGAGAGCUGGCGCGAUAACUCUGGACGCCCCGGAAGAUGAGCCUACCCUUACAGCAACCACACCGUCACCUCGUACUUCAGAAACCAUGUCGUCGCAGCAUGACAAAGGCAAGCAUACAGGAAAUGCGAGCGUUCUACACGAUUAG
Messenger RNA from Alternaria novae-zelandiae, 1413 nucleotides. RefSeq lists its product as uncharacterized. Bases 1 to 1413 code for a protein of 470 amino acids. The transcript has 3 exons. The record is from RefSeq and is a predicted model, not a curated record. Lineage: Eukaryota; Fungi; Ascomycota; Dothideomycetes; Pleosporales; Pleosporaceae.